Molecule: messenger RNA, 807 nt
Organism: Harpegnathos saltator (Jerdon's jumping ant)
Lineage: Eukaryota; Metazoa; Arthropoda; Insecta; Hymenoptera; Formicidae
Exons: 4
Coding region: 1-807 (268 amino acids)
Source: RefSeq, a predicted model, not a curated record
AUGGACACCUACUUCGAGGGCAGAAACCUCGCCUUCAAUCGAGAAGGCGGGGUUCAAGGUCGGCGCGCAAUGGAACGCGGUGUUCCGCAGGGUCGGGGGGCGCCGCCUGAGACCCAGGUCCUAGUCGAUGGCAUCCGCAUUCGCGUCGGGCCAACGAUCAAGUAUCUCGGCCUGACGUUGGACGGCCGCUGGGACUUCGGCCCGCACUUUAGGGACCGUGCCCCCAGGGACCUGGCCGCCAGGCUCAACGUCUGCCGAGAGGGCCAAAAGAGGCUGAGGCAGACGUUGAGGCCAAUGAUGGUCAAGAUGACGAGAUCGUACAGCACGGUCUCGUAUAUGGCGGCGACCACCCUGGCUGGCUUCCCUCCCGUGGAGCUCAUUGCGGAGGAACGCAGAAUCCUCUAUUGGAGGAUCAAGGAGCUCCACGAGGGGGAGGGGCUAAGAGCCGGGGACGUGCGGGCCUUGAAGUCUCAAGCUGUGGCCCGUACCCACACAAUGUGGGCGGACAAAUUGUCCGACCCACGGAGGUACGGGCCCGAAACAGCGGAGGCCGUCCGCCCCUGCCUGCCGGAGUUUGCAGGCAGGAGGGGAUGCGGAUUGUCCUUCCAUCAGGUGCAGAUACUCACUGGCCAUGGGUGUAUUGGCAAGUAUCUGCACCGGAUAGGGAAGGAGCCCACCACCAGAUGCCACUACUGCCAUGUGCUGAUGGACACGGCGCUUCAUAUCCUGGCCGAUUUGAUGGCGAAAGCCAGGCAACAGAUCGACCUAAAGGAGGUCGGCCUGGAGCCUAGCCAGUUUUUAGGUUAA